Ambispora leptoticha is the source of this 717-nucleotide messenger RNA. The record is from the annotation of a GenBank genome assembly. Lineage: Eukaryota; Fungi; Glomeromycota; Glomeromycetes; Archaeosporales; Ambisporaceae.
AUGAUUCCAACCAAAAAUGAAGCUUCACAUAUUCCUGCUGCUUUACAAAAGGCAGAACACGAUCAACUGAUAAUUAAAACGGCUAUUAGGGAAAGAUUGGCAGUUGUCAUUUCAUCUUUCCGAAUUUACCGUCUAUCCAACCCAUACGAAACACUAGACCCUACUUUGAUAACAAUAAAUAAUGAAAUUCCAUCGUUGGCUUCUUUAUGGCCCAGCAUUAAAUCACGUGACACAAACACCAAUUACAAAACUCCUACAGAACAAGAAAGCAAGCAUCGACGAAAAGAAAUGAUGCGAUUGAAUGAAUCUUUACUUGAUUUACCAGAAGUCUUGAUUAAUAGUAUAAAACUGAAUCACAACAGCAAGACAAAGAUACAGGAAUUUAUUAGUAGAUUUUGGUGUUGGAUAUUAAAACAUCAUAUGUUAUCAAUGCAGCAAGCAAAGGAGAUAUUCAAGGAGAAGGAAGGGGCGGAGAAUGAGAAUGAUAAAGUAAAUAUAAAAAUUGAUGAAGAUCAAGUAGAACAAAUUCCGCAAAAGUCGAAAUUUGUCGUCACAAUAUUCGAAGAUCGAGAUGUUCUCGAGGUAUCCGACACGACAAUUACAGGAAUUCUUUGCGUAAAAGAUGAUCGUAGCGCAGAAGAUGAUCGUGAUGGGGAAGAUGAUCGUGGUGGGGGAGUCAAUCGUUGUGGAACACCUUUAAUUGCGCUUGGUAAUUGA